Molecule: messenger RNA, 2027 nt
Organism: Passer domesticus (house sparrow)
Lineage: Eukaryota; Metazoa; Chordata; Aves; Passeriformes; Passeridae
Gene: LZTFL1
Product: leucine zipper transcription factor like 1
Exons: 10
Coding region: 204-1046 (280 amino acids)
Biological process (GO): negative regulation of protein localization to cilium
Cellular component (GO): cytoplasm
Source: RefSeq, a predicted model, not a curated record
UGUUGUUUUUCGGGUUUUUUGUGGGUUUUUUUUUUUGUUUUUUUUUUUUUUUUGUGCUGGUACUGCUUCCUCGGCUGCGUUUAGUUUCCAGAGUAUUGAUUGUUCAUCCAGGUAUCCCAGGAUAGCAUUGUCACUGGAGCUUCCCUGAGGACAAGGCAGAGCUGGGUGUCAAUGAGCACCACCAGAACGAAGUGGUCAGCUACAUGCGCUUCGCUCGUUUCAAGCGUGGCAUGUGUCUCAAAACAGUGGAUUCUUGUUUCCAGGACCUCAAGGACAGCAGACUUGUUGAAGAGACCUUCACAGUUGACGAGGUGACAGACAUGCUGGAUGGACUGCAGAGUGUUGUACACAGCGAAGUGGAGUCAGAGCUCAUAAACACAACUUACACCAACGUUUUACUUCUGCGGCAGCUCUUCUCACAGGCUGAGAAAUGGUACCUGAAGUUACAGACAGACGUCUCUGACUUGGAGAAUCGAGAAUUAUUGGACCAGGUUGCUGAGUUUGAAAAGUCAGAAUAUACCUCUUCAAACAAAAAGUCCACUGCAGAACCCAUUAAACCAAAACUUGCUCCAUUAAAUGAAGGUGGAUCAGAGCUGCUAAACAAGACAGUUGCUCAUCUCCAAGAAGAAAAUGAAAAGUUGAAGACCAGACUCAGGACCAUAGAAACACAGGCUACUGCUGCCCUAGAUGAGAAGUCCAAGCUGGAGAAGUCACUGAGGGAUUUACAGAUGAUCCAAGGAGAUCAGAAGAAUAAUGCAAACCAGGAUAUCACUGAACUGGAGAAUAAAGUGGCAGCUUUGCAAUCUCAGUUUGAGCAGACUUUGAAUGACACUACUGCAAACCAAAAAUUCUUGGAAGAAAACUUGGUGACAACAAAACAUGACUUACUGAAGGUUCAGGAUCAGCUAUCCACAGCUGAAAAGGAACUGGAGAAGAAAUUUCAGCAAACAGCUGCUUAUCGCAACAUGAAAGAGAUUCUCACCAAGAAGAAUGAACAGAUAAAGGAUCUGCGUAGAAGACUUUCCAAAUAUGAGUCAGAGGACUGAAAUACCAUAAAGCAUCUGAUCUAUCAGAAGUUGUCAUGGAAAGAAAAUGUAGGCUGGUAUUAUUUUUCAAUGAUUUUUGUUUUGAAUGUGUACUCUUUGGUUCUAGUGUUUAAAAUAACUCUUUAUUAAUUUCACACUGAAACCCUUACCUUACUUCCUUGUAAACCUACAAUUUAUAGGUAUUCGUUUCUGCAGUAAUGUUUUUAAUGGUUAACCAUUGACAUUCCUUGAGAAAUAGCAAACAGGACCUUGUUGAAGAACUGAGAACAUUCCCUAAAAAAAACCCAAAAAAAACCACAAACAAACAAAAAAAACCCACCCCAACAUUUAUUUUUGUUAAAAAAAGGGGGGAAAAUGACCAAAAAUAUAUACAUUAGAGUUUUCGAUGUCUUCAAGGUGUAAACUCCAGUUGUUACUUUUGUGUAGUUAAUGUAGUUAUGAAGUAGCAUUAUUUGUAAAAAUUCCAUCAGUGAAAGGCUAGGAGGAACAAAAAAGAAAUGCUGAUUCUGUAAUGUUACUUCACACUGGACAUGUCAUAGCUCAGCAAGGUGUAGUCAGUAGCAUUUUUCUAGAAGGUAUUCAUUAGAUAAUGAGAUAAAUAUGCUUUACAGCCAGAGUGAUAGACGCUUUCAAAUAAAGUUGUGCUUUUUCACUUUAAUUGGUUUAAAGUAAAUUUGAACAUCAGAAAACAGAUUCUGUUUUUGCCAGUAUUCUAAAUAUUGAGAUGAUAAUCUAAAUACGCAUAGGAAAGCUGGUGGAGCAACAUUUUUGGGAGAAAAGUUAUUUUAGAUGUUUUCAUUUCCUUUCUUAAUGUAACCUCACCAGAAAACAGCUUACUUCUCUUGAGUCUUCUACUUGUAAUUCUCUACCUUGCAUUUGUUUGUCAGUCGCCUAAUAGUGCAUUCUGCUUGUUCAUCUGUCCCUGUUCAUAUGUAUCUUGUAUUUUACUUCAAAUAAAAUAUUAUCUUUUCAAACAUUUAA